AUGUAUCAUCCGACGAGAGGAGGCGUCCGAGGCGGUCGCGACCGUAAGUUUUUCCUUGCCACGUUGUCAUGUCUUGGGGACGAUUUCUCUUUUUCCGGUGUUCCCCUUCCAUCGUGGGAGUUUUCAUCGGAGCGCCAAGCCGAUUCUGCUUCCCCGUUUGUUUUUGUGGCCUCUAUGAUAUUGUCUCUGAUGGAUUGAAGGAUCGAAUUGUGCUUUAGAUAUUUUUGGAUGGGGUGACUAGACCUUAGCACGGAUCUGGGGCCGAAACCUGCGAAUCUAUGAUUUCUAGGGUUUCUUCAUUCCGGCCCAAGUUUUCUCUCGGACGAGAUAGUUUUUUCUCAUCGUUUUUUUGGUUUGAGUUUCUUCGUGACUUAAGAACUCAUCAAAGUAGGAAUUCCCCGGGAUGCUGGAGGCUUUCUACCGUCUUUCAGAGGGGAUUCAUGCACUUCUUCUUUUUUCUACUCCACUUUUGGUUAGUUUAACGUUUAAAUUUUUGUCAUGAUUUGGUAUUUGUUUUGCUUCCCUUCCUGUCGAACGCGGUAAUUUGGAUUUGUGGCAUUUCCGGAAUGCGGAAAAGAGUAAUUAGUCACCGCGGCAGGACUGCAGGAACUUUUUAGAUGUUAACGGCUAGUGACUUCUUUGCUGAGACUAAGCAAUACACCAAAUCCUUAUGUUUUAAUUAAAUUUUCCGAAGAGCUGAUCAAGUAGGUUAAUCACAACAGCACAGCAGUUGAGAGGAUAUACGCGAUAGAAUGCUUGGAGGUCAUUAUGAAUAUGCAGAGCUGGUCUUCUUAGUGUUCACGACCAACAAGAAGUCAAAAUAAGGAUGGAUUUUAUGUUACAGUAGAAUACUGAUUGUAUCAAUUUCUUUCCAAACCGGAUUCACAACGCAGUACAUUUUUUGUAUACACUCUGCUACGAUUUUCAAGGGUUCAGGCUAUUUUCCUUUGUGAUACACUGUGGGUAAGCUUGAUCCAAGUCUAUCUGUUCUGCCUGUGGCAGCAGGCGAGAUCAUUUUUUUAGCAAUUGCUUUUUAAGCGAAGGUUCUCCCUUCCAUCCCUCUCCCCCCCUUUUUUUCCCCCAGCAUCCGGCAAAGUGUUGUUGCUACGCUGCAUAUUUUUAGUUAAUGAUGUAUUGGGCUGCUUCAAAUAUAUUCUUGAAAGAAAUAAAAUCAUUGACUCUUGCUUCUUCUUCUUCUUUUUAUAGAAUUCACAUGGGACGAUGUCAAAGUCGAUAAGCAUCGAGAAAACUACCUUGGCCAUAGCAUUAUGGCUCCCGUUGGUAGAUGGCAGAAAGGUACUUUCUCUCUUUUCCACCAGUUCAAUACCACCAGUUCCUGUGUACCCAUGGCAGGAAGGAACUUUCUUUCUUUUCCACCAGUUCAUUUUUUCUCAUUAAAGUUAAAUUUUUAAUCCUGUUUUAUAAUAACUAUGGCCAUGGGUACACAGGAACAGUGUGAUGUUAAUCUCCUAUUUAGAUACAAGCAAAGGCUUUCCAUGUUCAUUUUCGAUCCACUGAAAGAAAUUUGUCCCAGAUAAUUAAGUAGUUACUAUUUUCAUUUUUUGUUAACUUGCCUCUGUAGGAAAGGAUCUUCACUGGUACGCGAAGGAUAAAAAAUCCAAGGCAGAUGAAGACGCCAUCAAAGACGAGAUCAGGAGGAUAAAGGAGCAGGAGGAGCAAGCCAUGCGCGAAGCCCUGGGCCUGGCCCCGAAGCGGGCGGCCCGACCCCAAGGGAACCGAUUGGACAAGCACGAGUACGCAGAACUCACGAAGCGGGGCUCCACUGCCGAGGACUUGGGCGCCGGCCAUGCCGAGGCGGCGCAGGUCCAAGGCCUCGGCUUAUACAAGUAGGUCUUUGAUUCUUUGGUGAGCAUCCGACCAAAGACCGUUUUCAUGGUUGGUGACUCAGUUCGGUCCUGUUUCUUUUGGUGGGUGCAGAGGACAUGAGGCAUGGGCUCAGUCGAGGUCCCUGCCGGAGGCUCUGUCGGAUGCAGAGGAUGAGGCGGCGGCGCCCAAAAUACCUGCCGCGGAGGCUCCCCCGUCCCCGGAGAGAGCCCCCGAGGAGGAGGACCGUGAGAGCAGGAAGAGGAGGCGGCGCGAGGAGAGGAAACGAGAGAAGCGCUCCCAGGAGCCUGAUGGCAAGAGAAGUCAUGGGAGGCAGAGCAACAAGCGGCGCCACCGAUCCGACUGA
This is a messenger RNA of Spirodela intermedia, 2191 nucleotides long. The record is from the annotation of a GenBank genome assembly. NCBI's taxonomy places the organism in Eukaryota, Viridiplantae, Streptophyta, Magnoliopsida, Alismatales, Araceae.